AUGCCUAACAUUCUCAUCCUCGGCGGUACCGGCUAUCUUGGCCUUUCUCUCGCCAAAUCCUUGCUCCGGGCAGGCACUUACACAGUCUGGGGCACUGCACGGAGUCCGGAAAAAGCAAAGAACUUGCUCGUCAACGAAAUCACCCCAGUGGAAGACGAUAUCACGAACCCCGAAACCCUGAGCAAAGUCAUCUCCACAAACUCCAUCGACGUCGUGGUUGACGCGUCGUCCGCCUACGAGCAUUACGGCCAAAUCCUCGCUGCAGUUACCAACGCAUCCAAGGCCCGCCAAGAGGCUCUCUCAAAAGAAUAUAUCAUUGCUCCCAAGCUCGGCUUUGUCUACGUGUCAGGAUCUUGGGUUCACGGCUCACCUCCUACCCGUGUCAGCGACCUUUCUCCAGUCGGCAGCAAAUUGUCCGCAGACAAACCUGCCACCGCCACCGCGUGGCGACCAGCUCAUGAACAGGCGAUUCUCGCCGCCCAAGAUACCUUGGACGUGGCGAUCGUUCGACCCGGUGCCAUGUAUGGUCGCAGCUCCUGGGUAUUCGAUACCUGGUGGAGUGUUUUGUCAGAAGCUUUGAAGACCGGGACUACCGGCCCGAUCCAAGUGCCCGCUGAUAAGGCUGCCCGGACUGGGAUCGUCCAUGUGGACGAUGUCGCGGUUGGUAUGCACGCGAUCAUUGACCGCCUCGAUGGUCGAUUAGGCACAUGGCCGAUAUUUGAUCUUGUAACCGAGACUGUUUCCAUGGUCGAGAUCAUGGAAGCCGCAAAGGCCGUGCUAAAUGUGAAGGCGUCUCUGGAGUAUACUGGCACUCACGGGAACCCGUUCUUGGAGGCCCUGAGUUUAGUCUGCAAUUCGAACGCAUCUCGAGCGAAGAUUGUGUUGGGAUGGGACCCAAAGCGCACUGAGUUCUUGCUGAACAUGUCAACCUACGUCAAUGCGUGGCAAGCUUCGCGAUAA
This is a messenger RNA of Aspergillus affinis, 960 nucleotides long. RefSeq names its product NAD-dependent epimerase/dehydratase family protein. The record is from RefSeq and is a predicted model, not a curated record. The coding region runs from base 1 to 960 and encodes 319 amino acids. The transcript has a single exon. NCBI's taxonomy places the organism in Eukaryota, Fungi, Ascomycota, Eurotiomycetes, Eurotiales, Aspergillaceae.